Rosa rugosa (rugosa rose) is the source of this 1347-nucleotide messenger RNA. Its product is annotated as gamma conglutin 1-like. Gene Ontology annotation, biological process: proteolysis. Lineage: Eukaryota; Viridiplantae; Streptophyta; Magnoliopsida; Rosales; Rosaceae. Gene Ontology annotation, molecular function: aspartic-type endopeptidase activity. The record is from RefSeq and is a predicted model, not a curated record.
AUGGCUUCUUUCCUUCAGUUUCUUCUCUUGUUCUCUUUAUCUCUUCAUCUUGCUUUUGUGUCCGCGGAUGAUCAGUCAUCUGAAACACAAACUCAACCUCGACCCCCAACGCCUAUUAUCAGGCCAACCAAGCUUGUUCUGAAGGUGCAGAAAGAUGGUGCUACGAAUCUCCAUGUAGCCCAGAUUUUCAAGAGAACCCCUCCAGUUCAACUCCCCUUUGUGGUAGACCUUAACGGGGAGUUCGUAUCGGUCAAUUGUGAGAACAAGUACUUAUCAUCGACUUUCAAUGCUCCUAUUUGCCACUCGGCCCAAUGCUCUAGAGCCAACACCCACACAUGCCGCACGUGCUCUCCCAAAUCCCCCAGAUACCCCAUGGCUAGACCUGCAGACUGCCACGUUAAUGCAUGCGCAGUCACGGCUGUGAACCCGGUUACCCAACAAAGAGCCAUAGGCGAGCUCGCGGAGGAUGUGCUUUCGAUCCCAUCAACCCUAGGCUCAAGGCCAGGCCCAAUGGUCACAGUCCCUCGAUUCCUCUUUGCAUGUGCACCUUCUACCCUCUUGCAAAGAGGACUACCCCAAAACGUUCAAGGCAUUGCUGGGAUGGGCCACUCCCGAAUUUCACUUCCAUCCCAGCUUGCUUCCCAGUUCGGCAUCCCACCGAAGAUCGCCAUCUGCCUCGCUUCUGGCUCGGGACAAAAUGGUGUCAUUUUCUUAGGCGAGGGGCCGUACAUGAUGCUACCGGGCAUCGAUGUGUCCCGCCAGCUCACCUACGCCCCACUAUCCAUAGGCCAACAAGGAGAGUACUUGAUAAACGUCCAAUCCAUCCAAAUCAACAACAAUAUCGUUCCACUCCCUCCAAAACUUCGUUCAAUUAACCAAGCCAUGCUCAGCACCACAACUCCUUACACAAUCCUGCAUCAGUCCAUCUUCAUAGCUCUCACUCAACUCUACAUCAAGCAGUUCUCAGGAGUGCCUCAAGUGACCCCGGUGCCGCCGUUCGGGCUGUGUUUCGAUGCAAACAAAAUCAGUUACAGCAAGAUGGGUCCGGCAGUACCUAGCAUUCAGCUUGUGUUGGACAACCAGCAGAAGCUUCGGUGGACAAUCUCUGGCCAAAAUGUGAUAGUUCAGGCACGUCCGGGAGUUAUGUGCUUGGCCAUGGUGAACGGCGGGCCGAACCCUAAAACUCCGAUCGUGAUCGGGGGACGCCAGAUGGAGGAUAACCUAGUGCAGCUGGAUUUGGUGAACUCGAGGGUUGGCUUUAGCAACUCGUUGUUGUUCCAGAGGACCAACUGUGCCAACUUCAACUUCAACUUGAACUUCAACACCAACACGACUACUACUCCAUAG